AAUUAUUUUAUCAUAAAGCUGUAACUAUGGCUGAUGAAAGAUUAGUAAAAAGUGUACAAAGUACUUUUUCUCUAUACGGUCUUGUUCUUUCAAGAAAGCUCAGUGUUUCACUCGCUAAGGAACUCUUGAAUGUAGAAGAAGAUGGUCGAACAACUUGGCUUACACAGAUUGUGGAACAAGUACUGGCACAGAAUUUAAAUGAUCCACAUAUUACAGUGGAAAAUCUCAAGUUAGCAUUAGAAGAAUGUAUAAGACCUAAUUCGUUGAAAAAUACAGAAACAGUUUUAAAUGUCAUAGAUGCAUUUGAUAUACCAAAAAUUAAACAUGACUUAUUGAGAAAAAAGUUUGUUCUAUCUCCUGUAACACCAGACUUAUACGCUGAAUCAGAAUAUAAAUCAGCAAUGUUUAAAGAUCGAUUUGAAUUACUUUGGUAUAAAACUUUAAGGCAUGAAUUGUUUAAUCCCCCUAAACUUGGUGAGACAAAAGAAAAUUGGAUUGAAUUAGUACCUAUUGAAUAUUUAUUAAGCGAAAGUAAGAAAGGAAACGUUUAUGUGAUGGGCCUCUUAACACAAUUAAUAGAGGGUGAAUAUUAUUUAGAGGACACAGGGGGGGCCAUUAAAAUUGAUUUAAAAAGAGCAAAUUUUCAGGAUGGAUUAAUUAUGGAAGCAUCUAUAAUAAUAGCUAGUGGAGACUAUAGAGAUGGUAUAUUAUAUGUAGAAGAUAUUGGUUUUCCACCAGCUGAAUCAUCUAGCAAUUCACGUGUCGAUUUUGGUGACUCCAAUACAUUUGGAGGAUCACACGAUCUUUCUUUAAAGCUUUCAGAAAAAUUACAAAGUUAUGAAGAAAGUAACAAAGAUGGAAUGAUAAUCUUUGUAUCUGAAAUGUGGUUGGAUGACGUAACAGUUUUACAUAAAUUUGACACCAUGUUGAAGGGGUAUUCUGAAUACCCACCUAUUGCUUUUGUAUUAUGUGGACAUUUUUUGAGCUUUCCAGCAAAUAUAACUAGCACACAAAAAUUAAAAAAGGGUCUUAAAGAUCUAGCUGACAUAAUAACACAAUAUCCAGAAAUAAAACAAUCUUCCAAAUUUAUUUUUGUGCCUGCACCAGAUGAUGUCGGAUCACCAAAAAUUUUGCCAAGAUUUCCACUUCCAAAACAUCUCACAGAAGACUUUCGCAAACAUAUACCUGGUGCAGUAUUUACUACUAAUCCAUGUAGAAUUCAGUAUUGUACAAAAGAAAUUGUAGUGAUAAGAGAAGAUAUCUUAACAAAAAUGUGUAGAAAUACACUUCACUUUCCACAAGAGGGAAACAUCUAUGAGCAUUAUGCUAAAUCAAUUAUUUGCCAGUUACAUCUGACACCUUUAAAUCUCUCUGUAAUUCCAAGAUAUUGGAAGUAUGAUCAUACUUUACAAAUAUAUCCAACCCCAGAUUUGAUUGUAGCCGCAGACAAAUUUGAAGCAUAUGCGACCACUUACUCCAAUUGUCAUAUUAUUAAUCCUGGACUGUUUCCAAAAAAUGAUCAUUCGUUUAAAGUAUAUGUUCCAGCCUUAAAUUUAAUCGAACACUGUGCUAUUCCUAAAGAUAUGGAUGAUAUGAAUUAA
Dufourea novaeangliae is the source of this 1601-nucleotide messenger RNA. RefSeq names its product DNA polymerase epsilon subunit 2 (gene DNApol-epsilon58). Gene Ontology annotation, biological process: error-prone translesion synthesis; DNA-templated DNA replication. The transcript is spliced from 4 exons. NCBI's taxonomy places the organism in Eukaryota, Metazoa, Arthropoda, Insecta, Hymenoptera, Halictidae. Gene Ontology annotation, cellular component: epsilon DNA polymerase complex. Gene Ontology annotation, molecular function: DNA binding. The record is from RefSeq and is a predicted model, not a curated record. The coding region runs from base 27 to 1601 and encodes 524 amino acids.